Heterotrigona itama is the source of this 3551-nucleotide messenger RNA. The record is from the annotation of a GenBank genome assembly. Lineage: Eukaryota; Metazoa; Arthropoda; Insecta; Hymenoptera; Apidae.
AUGGAACCUAAGUAAUAUUUAAUUUGUCUACAUAAAUUUAAAUUAUAUUUCUAUAAAAUAAUAUCCGUCUAAAGAAUGAACGAUAACAUAAAUAAUCGAUCAUAAUAUUUACUGAUUGGAGUAUUGUGAUAGUAAUGUCAAAUGGUUUCAUUUGAAAUUUUCUUAUAUUAUAAACUUAGUCAUAUAAGCUUGAAAUCAUUAAUCAAUCAUUCUUUUAAAAUUCUUAAACAGUAUUUAAAAUUGUAAAACAGAAAUAAUCGCAUCACUUGUGAUAGUUUCGAGUACAGCUCGAAUUCUAGUUGCCUUAAUGCACUAAUAAAUCAAUAACUGUUUGGUAACUAUUUUAUACCGAGAUCUUGUGUAUUAGAAAUUGAGACCUGUUUAUACGGAGGUGCUCAUGUAACACAUUAUUUCUAAUGUGCCUGUUUUUAUACAAUUCUCAUAUGUAGAUUUAAACAUUCAAAUGAAUAACUAUUUAAUACAAUUUUAGUUAAAAUAUAUACGGACAUUAAAACAUUAUAUUUUACUACGGUGGCAAGAAAAUAUGGAAACAGAAUUUCUAAAAUAAAAUUACUUUCGUCAUCCAUAUUAAGCAUUUCUAUUUCAACACGGAUUGUUUGAUUUCGAUUGAAUUUUCAAAAAAUAAAAAUAAAAAGAUAUGGUAUUUUAUUAAUAAUUAAGAAAUGUUUAUUUUUAUAUUUCAUGUGUAAUAUGUUAUAUUAGUGUCGAAAUGCCAAAAGCGAAUCAUUUUAUAUUAAUCAAUAUUUUCUUGUCAAUGUAUUAAUUAUAUACUCUACAAUAUUUAUACAAUACAUACAAUACAUUUAAAUAUAGGAUAAACAUAAUUGAAAGAAUAUUAUACUAAGAUAAAACACGAGUAGUUUUUACAAACAUUCUUUAUAUAUAUAUUACCAUGUUAGAAAUGAAGUGUUGAUCAAAGAAUAGUAAUUUAAAGCUGUAUAUAAUUCAUAUGUCAAUUUUUUCUUUUUUUUGUAGAUAUAUUUUCAACAUUCAAAGUAGAAACCUUGUUAAAAUAUACUUUUAUUACGUAUUUUUAUAUAUACAAAAUAACAAAAAUUUUGAUCUUAGUUUAGAAUAUUCAUUAUAUUUACAGGUAGUAGGAAGUAAUGAAACAGCAUGUGCCUCAUACUUGCAAUGUUUAUUAAAUCAUGUAGAUAAUGCGUUAAGAUAGAAACUGCUUAUAAAUUGUCUUAUGCAAUAACUUAUUUAAUAUCUACAAUUGCAAUGGCAGCUUAAUACAUAUCAUUUUAAAUAGUUACAUAAUAUCUAGUAAGUCUUUUUAAUUUUACAGAUUUCAAGUAUAGAAAUAAUAUAUAUUUAAACAACAAUUUUUCCAAUAAUUUUCAAUAAUUUUCAAUAAAUAUUUAAGGGAAAUAUCUUAUAAUUUUGUAUCUACUUUUUUCAAAAAUCCUAAUCCUCCAAAGAAUUAAAUAAAUUAAUAAAAUAUUUUAUUCAUUUAUUAUUUUAUUGUCAUGACUUAUAUUUGAAUCAUUCUUAUUAGCAUCUUCUGUAUUUAAGGACUUUGCUAAUUCAUACAAAUAUGAAGUAUUUUUCCUUAUUUCUUUCUCUAAAUUUAAUUUCUUUUCUUCUUUUUCUUUCAUCAGUUUAGUUUUUCUUGGACUUACAGGUUUCACAAGUCCCUCGCUAACUUUGUAAAUAAUGCUUGUGCUAUCUUCUAAUUUAAAAACAAAGGUUAUCCUGUUACAAAAUACAUACAUCAAUUCAUAAAUCACCAUCACGUAAGUAUACGAAUAAUUUUUAUUCUUACUGUUUAACAUUUAAAUCUUUUUGUAUCUUCUCAAUCAUAUCAAGAGAGAUAUUAGAUGAUGUUGGCCAAGGUACAUAUACUUCUGUUUGUGAAUUUAUAUUUCUUUUUACUUCCAAAUAUAACAAAUCUAGAUUUUCAUUGUAUUUGUAAUUAACUUCCCAAUAUCUUUUUGCUUCACACAAUUCAAUAUAAACAUAAAAUGUUGUGCUUAUUUUUAUAGGAUCAGUACAACCCAACUUUCCAAUAUUAUAAUACUAAUGGCAUUAAAGUAAAUUAGUUUUAGAACUAAUGCUUGAAAUUAUUUAAAUGCUGUUACACUUACACUAGGAUGAUAUACGUCGUACAUGAUUCGGAAGAAGUAAUUCCUAUUUAAGAAGAAAAUUAAUAUUUCUGUUAAAUAAAAUCAAAUUAACCUUAUAUAGUUCAUGUCGUUUGAAAAUAAUCCUUUAACCUUACUACUGAUACUAAAUUGACACAGUUAGAUUAUAUUUAUAGUUUAAAUAUUUAACAAUCAUAAAAAUAAAACAAUAUAUGUUGAGGAUAUACUAUUACAAAAGUUCAUAAAUUAAUUCUUCUCAUUAAUUUUCUUUGCAAAUUUUGCUUCCAUGGACACCACAACGCUAUAACCAUCUAGCGGAGAAAUGGCAGAACUAAUCUCUUUACGACAAAUUAAAAAAAUCAAAUUUAACAGAAUAAAAGGUAAAUUUCGAAUUUUCUAAGAUCUAGAUUAAAGUUUUAACUCAUCGAAAUUUUCUCCGUGCAAUAUUAUGUCGAUUUUACGUAUAAAUUGUUCAAAGUCUAUUUUUGUUAUAGUGGCUCCAUUUAAUGACAAAUUAUCUGAUAUUGACAGGUGGUAAAAAUUAAAUAAGUUGUUAUCAAUUACAAUUAAUAUUAAUUACAUUAGUAUCUUUAUUGAAAUUCAAAGUUUCAAUAUCAUUCUACAAUUACUUUAAUAAUAAUUAUAAAUUAAUAAUUCAAUAAUUUAAUUGAAAGACUGAAAUUUAAAAAACAUAACCUUAUUUCUUUUUAUGUAUUUUUUAAAAUUAAUGUUUGAAGUGAAUAUUACCAGAAAAAUUUUUUUAUGAUUAAAUUUACUGUAAUUUGUAACGGAUGCAUAAAAUCUGCUGUACAAUUUUUUUUCCCUUAUUUUAUUCAAUUUGUCAUUAGAAUCGAACCGUUAGGAAUGUUAAGAUUUUUUGAAUUUUUGUCGUUCCAUUCGAUUCAAUAAAAUAGCGAAAAGAGAUCGCACAGCUAGUUUUAAGAGCUCACUAUAAAGGAAAUUUCAAUCUUCAAGAUCAUGAAAAAAAUUGUUCAAUGAUGGAAAAAUUUCUUCUUUUCGGCGAAAUAGAUGAAUUUUUACAAUUUUUGAGAAGAAAGUAUUAUUUUUACACUCGUUUGCAUGAUGUAAAAAUUAAUAUCUUUGAAAGAAACGGAUUCAGGAUUGUUAAAGUAGAAAAUUCGCGCUAAAAUAAAACCAAGUUAAUUAUUCUACAUUUUCUUUUUUUUUUUAUGAAAUUAUAACAGUUUUAAAGUAUUGACAAUUUUUCAUGUAGUGUAUGAAUAUUUUCGUUUUUUUCUAAGAAUUUCUCAUGAAUUUUGUGUAUUUGAGUUAGACCAGAGUUUUUUAUUUUUUAUUCCAACAUUUCGUGCAAAAUGCGUGCGUAUUGGGUUCAAAUUAAUUAAAGAUUGCAGCGCCAACGGCGGAAUACGUUUCCUGGGAUUCUCGAACCCGAAAUCGAUAAUUCUUAUGAUCGAUUUUUAA